UUCUCUCUUCUUUGUUCUUCUCCGGUUUUCAAAAAACCAUCUUUAAUUCUUCCUUCUUUUUCCAAUUUUUCUCCUUUGGAUUUUGGCUCUACCUUCAUUUUUAAUAUCCUGCCUCUUCGACUAUCUCUCUUACAUGACCGAACCAAAAAGAGAGAAAGAACAUUAAUAAACACAAAGGAUUAGGGGGGACAAAAGGUUAAACUGAUUUAGUUCCUUUGUGUUUUUCCUUGGUGUAAGAUCUGGAAUUCACUUUUUGUUUUCGGGUUUACAGAGAUGAAGCGAGUAAGAGAUGAUGUGUAUUCUGGUUCUCAAUUUCAACGUCCAUUCAGUUCUUCUAGGGCUGAAUCCUAUGGGCAAAACCAAAUACCCGGUGGAAGUGGUGGUGCAGAAGGUGUUGGAGGAGGAGGGGAAGGUGGAGGAGUUGGAGGAGGUAUGUCACAGAAACUGACUACAAACGAUGCCUUAACGUAUCUAAAGGAAGUCAAGGAGAUGUUUCAGGAUCAAAAAGAGAAGUAUGACAUGUUCCUUGAAGUCAUGAAGGAUUUCAAGGCUCAGAGAACUGACACUGUUGGUGUCAUUGCCCGAGUGAAAGAGUUAUUCAAAGGGCAUAACAACUUGAUUUAUGGAUUUAAUACCUUCCUGCCGAAGGGCUAUGGAAUUACCCUUGAUGAGGACGAGGCUCCGAAAAAGACAGUUGAAUUUGACGAAGCAAUCAGUUUUGUAAACAAAAUAAAGAAACGUUUCCAACAUGACGAGCAUGUCUAUAAAUCAUUUCUUGAUAUAUUGAAUAUGUACCGGAAGGAGCACAAAGACAUAACUGAGGUUUAUACUGAGGUUGCUUCUCUUUUUGAGGACCACCCUGAUCUGCUCGAGGAGUUCACAAGAUUUUUACCAGAUUCUUCAGCAGCACCUAUGACACAACAAGUUCCAUAUGGUCGAAACUCAACUCAACGUUAUAAUGAGCAAAGCGCUACACCCACCUUGCGGCACACACAAAUGGAUAAGCAACGUCGGAGGGAUAGAAUUAUUACUUCCCAUGCUGAUAUGGAUCUCAGCGUUGACCGUCCUGAAUUGGAUGAUGACAAAGCAAUGAUUAAAAUGCAAAAAGAGCAUAGAAAACGCAUGGAAAAGGAUAAUAGGGAUCUGAGAAUUUGUGAUAACAAUGAUCCCGAGCAUGAAAACAAUAGGGAUCUGAGAAUUCGUGAUAACAAUGAUCCCGAACAUGGAAACAAUAGGGAUUUUAACUCGCAGCGUUUUCCCGACAAAAAGAGAUCUGGAAGGAAAGAUGAAGGAUUUUCUUCUUAUGAUGACAGGGAUACUUCAAAAAGCAUGCUCCACCAAGGUUUUAUAUUCUGCGAGAAAGUUAAGGAGAGGUUGUGCAGCUCAGACGACUACCAGGCAUUCUUAAAAUGCCUUAAUAUUUAUAGCAAUGGAAUAAUCAAACGAAACGAUUUGCAAAAUUUGGUGACUGAUUUACUUGGCAAGUACCCAGAUCUUAUGAACGAGUUCAAUCAGUUCUUGGAGCGUUGUGAGAAUACUGAUGGGCUCCUUGCCGGUGUUAUUAGUAAAAAAUCACUUAGUGUUGACAGACAUGCGUCCAGGCCAUUAGAGGAAAAAGAUAGAGAGCCAAAACGCGAAAUCAAGGGAGCUAAGGAAAAGGAGAGAUAUAAGGAGUACAUGGGAAAAUCAAUACAAGAGCUUGACCUUUCUAACUGCCAAAUUUGUACUCCAAGCUAUCGGCUUCUGCCAGAUGAUUACCCAAUACCUGUAGCAAGUCAGAGAUCCGAGCUUGGCGCUCGGGUGCUAAAUGAUUAUUGGGUAUCCGUCACUUCAGGAAGUGAGGAUUAUUCUUUUAAGCACAUGCGCCGAAAUCAGUAUGAAGAGAGCUUGUUCAGAUGUGAGGAUGAUAGGUUUGAACUGGAUAUGUUGUUAGAAUCUGUGAGCUCAACAGCCAAGCGUGCAGAGGACCUGCUGAACAGCAUUAAUGAAAAUAAAAUCAAUAUGGAUUCUCCAUUCCGCGUAGAAGAUCACUUUACUGUUCUGAAUUUGAGGUGCAUUGAGCGGUUAUAUGGUGACCAUGGUCUUGAUGUAAUGGAAAUAUUACGUAAAAAUCCUGCUCUUUCAUUACCAGUAAUAUUAACUCGCCUGAAGCAGAAGCAAGAAGAAUGGACAAAGUGCCGUCUAGAUUUCAACAUGGUUUGGGCUGAAAUUUAUUCGAAAAACCAUUACAAAUCACUUGAUCAUCGCAGCUUCUAUUUCAAGCAGCAGGAUUCAAAGAACUUGAGUGCGAAAUCUUUACUGGCUGAAAUCAAGGAGUUGAAAGAGAAGAACCAGAAAGAAGACGAUGUUCUUAUGGCUAGCAUUGCUGGUCACAGACAACCCCUUGCUCCACACCUUGAAUACGAAUAUUCGGAUCUCAGCAUUCAUGAGGACCUAUAUAAACUUAUCGAAUAUUCAUGUGAAGAGGUGUAUUCAACAAAAGAACAAUUAAAUAGAGUCAUGAGGCUCUGGACUACUUUCCUGGAGCCCAUGUUGGGUGUUCCUCCUCGACAUAAUGACAGAGAGGGUACUGAUGGUGCUGGUAAAACUCAGAAUCCUGCAUUCAACUGCACUGCUUCGAGCGUUGCUGAAUGUGAUGGAAGUCCUGGAGCUGAUGCUACUGUAAAUUUCGGGCAACCAAAGGCUACCAGUGAUAGAGACAAGAACAGUUCACCAGAAUUAACUAUUUCUUGCAGGAGUGGUUUGACAAAUGGGGAAACUUUAGCUAGAGAGCACUCGGGCCGUGUCUCUAGAGAGGAUUCAAAGCUAGAGAAAGAGAUCAAAUUUACAUCUGAUAAAAAGUCUGGAAUUCACAUGCAUGCAAAUGGAAUGGAAGCAGAAAAGAAUCACAGCAGAAACAAUUUUGAAGGGACUUCAGUUGAAUUUCAAGGGAAAGGCAUGGCUGCAUCUAGACCUAGUAGUAGUGUUGUUGAUGAGGACCGCGAAGCUACCGCUAACCCUGUACAUUCUUCGGAGGGUGUUGGUGUAACCAAACAUGCUUUGUUAGUAAAUGGAGUACCUAUAGAUGGCUCUAAUGCCAGUAAAUGUCACGAAGAAUCCGCUGGUCCCUUCAGAAUCGAAAAAGAAGAAGGUGAAUUAUCACCUACCGGUGAUUUUGAGGAGGAUAAUUUUGUUGCUUACGGUGAUACUUGUCCAAAGCUUGUGCCAAAGGCACAACAUGGUGUUCAAAGUAGACAGCACCAGUCUGGAAACGGGAAAGACUUGCAUUCUGUGGAUGCUGGUGGAGAAAAUGAUGCGGAUUUUGAUGAUGACGAUAGUGAAAAUGCCUCAGAGGCUGGCGAUAAUGCAUCGGGCAGUGAGUCUGCAGCCAAUGAAUGCUCCCGUGAAAAGCAUGAAGAGGAGGAAGAGUUCGAACAUGAUGAAGUUGAUGGUAAGGCCGAGAGUGAAGGAGAAGCUGAAGGGAUGACUGAUACACAUGUGGGAGGAGAUGGCACGUCUUUGUUGUUUUCGGAACAUUUCCUAUUUACGGUGAAGCCUCUUUCAAAGCAUGUACGGGCAGUUUUACCCGAAGACAAUAGAAACAUUUCUUGGGUUUUUUAUGCUAAUGACGAUUUCUACGUUCUUUUCAGACUUCAUCAAAUCCUAUAUGAAAGAAUACUGUCGGCAAAAACAAAUACAGCGGCUGCUGAAAUAAAGAGGAAACAUCCAAAAGACACUAGUUCUUCAGAUUUAUAUGCCAGGUUUCUGAGCGCACUUUAUAGUCUGCUUGAUGGAUCAAGCGAUAAUUCAAAGUUUGAGGAUGAAUGCCGAGCUGUAAUAGGAAAUCAGUCAUACGUGUUAUUCACAUUGGAUAAGUUGAUAUAUAAAUUGGUUAAGCAGCUUCAGGCUGUUGCAGCGGAUGAGAUGGAUAAUAAGCUUCUUCAAUUGUUUGACUAUGAAAAGUCCCGGAAACAUUGGAAGAGAAUGGAUUCAGCGUAUUAUGAGAAUGCACGUGUCCUCCUUCACGAGGAGAAUAUUUAUCGAUUGAAAUAUUCAUCUUCGCCAUCUUGUUUGUCUAUUCAGCUGAUGGACAAUGUGAUUGAAAAGCCUGAAGCAUUUGCCGUUUCCAUGGAACCGAAUUUUUCAGCUGUUUUGCAUGAUGACUUUCUGUCUGUCUAUCCCGGCAAGAAGGAGCCACAUGACAUUACUCUAAAGAGAAACAAGAAAUGCAAAUCCCAUGUUACUCGAACUUGGAUGAACAAGAGGAAAUAUGCAGGUUUAGAUGAAUUUGCUGCUACUUGCUUGGCCAUGGAAGGUGUUGAACUGGUUAAUGGUUUAGAGAACAAGUUAGCUUGCAACUCGUACAAGAUUUCUUACGUGUUGGACACCGAAGACUUCUUUUAUCGUAGAAGAAAUUCUUCACAACACAGACCAUCAUACAAUAAUCGGGACAGAAUACAACGGUUCCAUAGAUUUUUAUCGUCUUCGCAAUAAUUUAGUGUUCUUUCCUAGACCGGCACGAAAGAACACUAGACCUCUAAUGGCUUUCGUGUAGAGGAUCGAAGAAAAGAAGCAAUGUCAAGAAAUGUGGCACACAUUUGUAAGUUCAUGAGCAGGAUCUGAGCAAUUAUCCUGUAGAUACGAUUGAAAUCUGCAUAUGAUAGAUAAGGUGUAAAGGAAAAGAAAUGGUAUCAUAAUGUUUGAUUUCUCAUGAAUUUAAUUUUUCUUAGAUGAAACAAUAUGGUUUUUUUGGCUACAAAGUGUACUUAUAAGUUGUCUAAAUUAGUUUGAAUUAA
Molecule: messenger RNA, 4775 nt
Organism: Hibiscus syriacus
Lineage: Eukaryota; Viridiplantae; Streptophyta; Magnoliopsida; Malvales; Malvaceae
Product: paired amphipathic helix protein Sin3-like 2
Exons: 25
Coding region: 274-4473 (1399 amino acids)
Biological process (GO): negative regulation of transcription by RNA polymerase II
Cellular component (GO): chromatin; histone deacetylase complex
Molecular function (GO): transcription corepressor activity
Source: RefSeq, a predicted model, not a curated record